CAUAACUGCUGAUGCUACGACGACGAAAGUGACAGCCAGGGUGCUCUUUUCUAACAUGUUGCUUAUGCAGCUCCCCGCUCAAGGCGUUGAGGUAGACGAAGCAAAUAUCGAUGCACUUCUCAAAUCAGCCACCCGGUAGGUGUAAGAUAAUCGCUGGACCCUGGAAUAAUUUAUCGUCCUUCUCCAAAAACGAACGAAUCACACGACGUGUGGAGCUGAUUGCCUACAGUUGAAUUUCUUAAUUACGUUAGCAGUGCCCAACUUAAUGAUCGAGCAUCGCUCCGCUUGACAUCGGAUGAGGUUUUAGAUUCUUCAUGGGUUGGAUAUGACAGCGCUUAACUUUGUUCUCAGAUGGGUUCGUGGGCACUGGCUUUUGAAGCGUGGGAAGUCUUUUAGCGCCACUUUGUUAUCACACCUUGCUUACCUUUACCAGAGGGUGGCGUCAACGCGUACUAAUUACUGAUGACUAAAAGACAUCUGAUAUGGUCUAUCGACAGUAGGGGCACUUACCGGCGCUUUUCUGAAGAUGGCCUUGCGAGGGUCUGCGCUGAGAUUCUUUUCAUUGUCUGUCUCCAUCUCUGGGUUGGCCUCAUGGUGUCGAUGUGUGGCACCAGGAUCGUGCCCUAUUAGCUGCUACUUCCCCAACACUUCCCUCUAGAAUUUCCUCUGCAGGCUUUACCCAUUCACGGCGCGUUGCCUUGAUUCAUUUUGGCAGCAAGAAUGUGGCGUCAUUUCUACGUGAAAUAUCUCCUAUAUCAUUCCUGCCCCCAUAUUUUUCCUUUACGGACGGCCCGUUAG
Molecule: messenger RNA, 798 nt
Organism: Cantharellus anzutake
Lineage: Eukaryota; Fungi; Basidiomycota; Agaricomycetes; Cantharellales; Hydnaceae
Exons: 1
Coding region: 463-630 (55 amino acids)
Source: RefSeq, a predicted model, not a curated record